CAGCCGCUCCCCCUUCACAAACUGGCACUGGCCAGUGAGGUGAAGUAUGGUUAAAGACAAAGAUCGCACGUGUAGCCUUAACAGAAGGCCUGCAUAGCACUCGAGGCGGUGAGUAGCCAACACCACACCCGGCCAACUUGGUCUCCCUUGUAGCAAUGUUUAUACAUCGCCUCAGCUACUUAUUUGAGGCUGAGUCGACCUAGGGGAGGGCCCAGAACUGGUUGGCCGUGAGACUGAAUCAGAAUUAGAAUAUUUACUUAUACUGGAGGAAUCCGAUGAGCUAUGAAGCUCUUUUUCACAGAUGUCCAGUAGGGCGCUGGUAAGAACGUUACAACAACAAACAUUACAAAACAGGAAAGGAGUGCAGAGUCAAGGAAAUGUAAACAAAUCACUUUAAAAAAAUAUCCAAAGUAAACUCAAAUAUCUUAAUCUUACCAGACAAAGCCCACUGAGGUAUUAACUUAUUUUCCAAAAGCCACCUUACCACAAAUGAUGGCUCAACAAAGUGGCCUAUCACGUGGACAUAUAAAACAUCGAGAUGAUCUAAAUAAUAUGAACGCAUAUUUAUAAAUGCGGAGGGUAGAAAGACACCGGAGGACCCGGAGGAAAAAAAAUCCAAGCGACCACGGGCAGAGAGACACGCAGACUCCAAAUAUACAGCGGGCAUCAGGGUGAACCCCCCCGACCUCCUGUAUACCAGGCGAGGAAGUUAACAUCUCGCCGCCGUGGUGCCCCGAUCGAACUCGUUUCGCCGGGGAUUCGUAGCGCGAUUAUUCGUAGCUAACAGUAGUUGAGCGCCCUCUAGUUUUUCAAACUUUAAAGAUACAUGUUUUUUUUUAAGUGUGGGCUAUUUUAUGGCAAGCCACAAAUCAAAGUGACGUUACCGACCUCUAAAGAACUCACAAACGCUUUCGUCAAUGACACUGCCCUCAAAAAAUAUGUGGAGUAUUCGACGUUUCGGGUAACGGCCCUUUUACACGCGUCGUUCUCCCCCCCCCACCUCGCUUGUGCAACACCGCCGACAGCGGGCGUGCUGUGCCGAGGCGGCUGUGUGUUGCGCGUUCGUGUGUGCGUCUCGCGUGACAUCACACCUGCGGUAGUUUUCCAGCCUGCGGAAGAAAAUUGUGAUUCCCCUUAACGGUGGAAAACUUCCCCAUCAGUUCACGAACAGAUGUCACUGCUGCUGGGCAGGGCGGGCUGUAUCGUCAAACCCUUUGUUCUCAAGCUACCAUUCGACGCAGACAAAGCAGGUGGGGUUUUUUUUAUGUAAAUUCGAGCUACAAUUUGGAAACCCCCCAAUCACCACCUAUCUCACCAAUCAUAUAAAGGGCUGCUGUUGCUGUGGAGAGCUCAACGCACGCACUUCAGUUACAGCCAUGCCUCUGGGGAAAGCGGACGUCGAAAACAUUUUGAAUGAAUAUGGACCUCAAUGCAAGAUACUGCAAACCGCGUGCGCCAUCUACCUAACGCAAACCGAUGACAAGACGGGCAAGCGCAUAUCGGGAAUAACGUGUAUCAUCGAGUCUUGGGAAUUGCUCUACCUCAUCAUAUGCGCGGACGGGAAGCUAGAAACCAUCUGCUACAUUGAAAAUCAGAUAUUCGUGGAAACGACUAACAGAACACUAGAAUUCGAAUCGUGGAAGGGACGGAAGAUGGUUUUGAUGUUCUCGGAUGAAGAGGAGCUGGACAAGCUAGCAGGGUCCCUUCCACCCCACUUAGUCAAACGCAAAGGGAAUACAACAUUGAAAACGUCCUUUAAAAGCAAAUUGAGGUGGUGGCCAGGGAGGAGCCUGGAUUUCCAGACGAAUACUCAACAAAAGAAAAAGCAAACCCCAGAAGGCUCGAAGAAUACGCACACAUAUGUAGUGUGUCAAAAUGAAGAUCCUGAAUACUUGGACGUUUGCGGCAGUAGCCGGGAUCAUGGAAAAGAAUCAAAAGCUCCCAAGCCUGGACCUCCUCCACCUCCACCUCCUCCCUUAUCCACACUCCCGCACGCGCAAAACGAAGACGCAGAACGGGACACGAAGUGUCAAGUGAGACUUCAGCAGUGCCCCAUUUGCCACUGGUGGUACCCCUUUCGUGACAUCAUUUGGCAUGCCAGUGCAUGCGGGGAGCACGAACUGAUUGAGCCAAUCUCGACCGCCGAACACACGUGACCCCGCACGUUCAUGUUAACGUGCGUUGUAUCCACGUGAACGCUGCGCGUUCAACAUUCAUCACUUCAUUGGCGGGAUUCAUCCAGGUCGAAGGCACGAAGCUCAACGCUACCCCCUGGUGGGAUACUGGGCUGGGUGUGGCCAGAACGAGGCGCAGAGGCCAACAAGAAGUCGAGACAAUUGUUGGAUGGCAGCCGGGGGGAUGGCAGCACUGCAUGAGAUUCCUCUCUAUGCGUCGCCCCCUCGUGCCCGCGUGGAUCUUCUACGGAUACUGAAAUUUCCUCCCACGUUCAAAAUGCUACUUUUAUGAUACUGUAUUUGCUAAAGUGCCGAAAUGGAGGGCUCUUAUUUUACAAGUAGCCUCGAGACCCGAGUGAGGCCUUUUCCGGGUAUAUAAAAACUGCAUUAUUUAGAUUUGUAUUGUUUUAUCUCCAUUGGCAGCACGGAGCCAGCGGCGAACAUUUCAGGUUCCUACGUUGGGGGCCAGUCUCUGCUGAGGACCGCCACUGAUUGAUGCUGCACAAAGUUGCACUUCUUUUAUCAAUCCCAGAGGGGGAUGGUUUGGCUCAGAACUCUUUUCCACCUUACAAAACUGAGCCGUGCCAGGAUCAUUGUCACAUUUUAUUAGGCAGCUAUUGGAGCUAUGUACACUUUUAAAUCUAGAUUGAAAACUAUUUGUUUUUUAAAUGCUUUGUGUUUAAUUUAUUCACCCACCCCCCGCGCACCUCCGAUGAGCACGGUUGGCUAAGUAUAGUGCGAAAGAAGUUCAGCAUACAUAUAAAUAUAGAAACUCCACAUUCAUCUUCUUGGUUCUUUCGGUAAAGUCACGUAGAAUGGAAUACGCUCCAAGCAUGGUGCUGUUUCAUUCAGACGCUGUCUCCCCGACAGACCUGGUCUUCACCUGAGGACGGCUACUUGCGUUGUGGUCGAAACGUCGUGAGAAUUAUUUUAUUAUGUUUUAUUGUAUUAUUUUAUUAUUUCCAUUCUACGUGACUUUACCGAAAGAACCAAGAAGAUGAAUCCCUGCAGUCACGAAAGCUUUAAAUCGAGCUCCACAUUCUUGUGACAGGGUUGAGUAUGUCCAUAGGACAACCAAAGGUUCUACUUUUGAUCAUCAUUAUCAUCAUCCAUGAUCCAUCCGCUGUUGGAUAAAUGCCGUCUCCAGCUACUGCCAAUUGAAACUCAUGGCGGUUCCCAUAAGCCCCCGGCUCUCGCAUAAACUGCGUUGCGACGUCAUUUUACGUCUGUUGAAGGCGAACGAUAUGGCAUUCUAUUCCUCUCGAAGAGCUCUACACGAUGCACUAAUCAAAGUUUUGUUUCUUCUGCGCAUUCCUCCUCGCUACGCAUGGACGACAUGACAACAGAAUGAUCCGCGCCAAGUGGGUGGCGGCGUUUAUGUUCGCGGUGGGACGUAUUAAUUAAUUACGAUUUUGACUUCCGUUUAUUCAGGACCCCGGGGCCCCGCCAUAAGGUUAAAUUGUCGUCAUCCAAUUGUUUUCCUGUUCUCCUCGUUCAAGUCAUUCCACCACCCGUGAGAAUGUAUGCAGUGCGUUAUUCUGAUUUCGCAUUUUUUUUAGGUUUAAGGAGAAUUUUGGAUCCUUUCUUGAAUCCUCUAAUCAUGUACAUUCUUGAAUUUGUUACCAUCUGACAAAUCUACGUUUUGUAUAAAUGCUAUAUUUAUAUUGUAUACUAUGUAUAUAAUGCGUUGUAAAUAAAUAAUACGAAUAA
This is a messenger RNA of Lethenteron reissneri (Far Eastern brook lamprey), 3884 nucleotides long. RefSeq lists its product as uncharacterized. The record is from RefSeq and is a predicted model, not a curated record. NCBI's taxonomy places the organism in Eukaryota, Metazoa, Chordata, Hyperoartia, Petromyzontiformes, Petromyzontidae.